UGCCGCCGCCGCCUCUACUGCUGCUCUUGCUGUGCGCCCAGCUGCUCCCCUGCGCCCAGCCCGGCGGGGCCCCGGACCGCCGUUUCGCCGAGUGGAAGCGGUGCGCCGACCCCGAGUGCAGCAUGCUAAUGUGUCGAGGGAAAGCAGUGAAGGAUUUUAAAGGCCCAGAUUGUCGUUUUGUAGAUUUUAAAGAAGGUGAAUCGGUGUACGUGUAUUAUAAAUUAACCGGGAGAACACAUGAGCUUUGGGCUGGAAGUAGAUGUUCACAGAGACGUUUAAAGGUUGGAAAUGAAUUUGGAUAUUUUCCAAAGGAUUUACUUGAGAUAAAUCACAUUUAUACCUAUGAAGAACUAGAAUUGCCAACAGAUGAAACAGACUUUGUUUGCUUUAAUGGAGGCAAGGAUGAUUUUGACAAUUAUAAUGCAGAAGAGCUUUUAAAAUUAUCAGAGGACAUGGUGGCUAGUGAUGCUGAAGCUCAGCUAGAAACUGAAAAGGAAGAGGAAACAGAAGGUGCUGAGCAUACAGAGUCAGUAGAACCAGAGACUGAUGGUUCUGAAGUGGGCUCAGAAGUCGACAGUGAAGACCAUGUGAAAAUGGGUCAAAAAGACAAUUUUAUUUUUGAAAAUAACGAGAAUGUAGAGGGAGCUCUUGAUUCCAAGAGCGAGAACCUCGCUGUAAAUAGUAACACAGACAAUCCUCAGGGAGACCAAAGUGCACAUCAGCCUUCAGAAGAAAUGCUGCAAGAAACAUUAAAAGUGCCAAAAUAUGAAAGUGCCAAAAACUCUAGUGUAUCUCAGGGCAAAGCUAAACAAUCAGAUAAUGGAGGUGAAGAUGAUGGCACUGACACACAUCUACGCCAACACGAAGUAUUGGAAGACUUGAAAACAACACUUGGCUCAACUGCAGAUGCCCUUGUGUCUGAUGAUGAGACAACUAGCCUUGUUACACCACUAGAUGAUGAUUUCAGCGAAGAUCUGGCCAUUGACUCUUAUGAUACAGAGAAGCUUGAAGAACCUAAGGAGCAGUCAGAAGAAAUCCCUUUGCUGUCUUUUACAGAAGAAACAAAAUCAUCAGAAGACCCAGAAGCUGAAGAGAUGCCAUCUGAUGGGGUUUUUGAAUCAGAAACUAGUGACUAUGAGGAUGGCACUGCGGAAGCUGCAGGAAGAUUUGUUCGUGAGAAAAAAGAUGACUCUAGUUUACUAACAAAUUUAGGCGAUAAAUUUUUUGCAAUUGUCAGUGGAGGUGAAAGAACAGUUGGUGAAACUGAUGGGGACAAGGUUGAUCUGGAGGAGGAGGAGGAGGAGGAAGAUGAUGAUGAUGAAGAUAACAAUGAAGUGGUCCUAAUCAGCAAGAAGGAAAAUACAGAUGUGUUAGCUCAUUCAGAAUCUUCAGCAGAAGAUGAUAGCAUCACACCAGAAAAUGAUCUGAUUACAAAGAAGAUACAUAAUGUAGAGUUUGGGGACCCUAAGGGGGGAAAAUAUGAAACUCAGGACUACAAAGAAGAGUUUGCAAAAGCUGAAGUUGAACCCACCAUAGAAGAACUGCAAAGCACUUCUACACAUGAUUUUGGUGCCUUUUCUAAUUAUGGAGGUGGUCGGCAACCUAAAGCAUCCAUGGGAGCUAAGGAAAAACAUUUAAAACCACCCCUGGGUGAUAUCAAAGAUGACCCAGAAGGCCUUUCUCUUCAUAAAAUAAUAAAAGACAAGGAAACAAGAGAUGGUAACAUUGAAGAUAGCUUAGAAAAUGAUACAAAACACAAAACUUUAUGGGAAAAAAUAGGCAAGAAAGAUGGAGAAGGUAAACAGCCAAUGAACAUUGUACCACACUUGGUGGAAGAACUAACAAAUGAAUCUCAACCUGAACUGGGCACUUCUGAUCUUUUGGAAGGCAAAACAAAGCAAGACGGAGAAGAUCUUGAACUUGGGAAGGUGCUCAGUAAUACGAAGCCGUCAAAUGACUCUGCUGUGGAAAGCAUUCCCACAGAGGAAGAUACUGAAGUGCCUAUUGUACAAUCUGAACAAGAAACUAUAGCCCAGGAUUUAAAAAAGGAGGAAGAAGAGAAGAAAUUGAUUAUAGAAAAAUCCACGCAAGUUACACAACAUAGAAACCUUACUCAGCAAAACACAGAAGAACUUAAGCCUGUGGAGUUAGAUGCCGAAGAAGUUGAUUUCCUUGAAAUACUAGAAGAGGAGUUACUACAGGAUGAAAAUGCAGCGAGCGCAAAACUGUCUAAAGAGAGACUUGCAGAUGAACAAAGUUUCACGUUAGAGGCUGAAAGUGGUAUCAUUCAGUUGCAAAUGCCAAAUGGUGCUAUUUCAAGAGCUGCUAAUCCUGUUGAUGCAAUAGGAGAAGAUGCAAUAACAACACUUGAGCAGGCCAAGAAAGAUGGCAUGGAAGACUGGAAUGAGGCACAGGAAGGAAUACAAAUAAAUAAAGAUUCUCAGCUGAGUGAGAGAAAGGAAAUCAAAGAGGAAAAACAGGAGGAAGUGGAGCCUCAAGUGAAAAAUUCUCUGCUUCAGGAAAAAACCCAGUAUAUACAUGAUAAAAUAAUGUCAAAUAAAAUAAAUACUUCUGAGUUAGAAAACGAGAAUGACUUUCAUGAAGAGUUACAGACCUCAACAGAGCACCAGCAUUCCAGCGAUGACUUUGGGCCUCAAGGUGUCUCAGAAAAAACAAAUGAAGCUGCAGAGCCAGAGUACAGUGAGUCUGUGAGGCAGCUCAAUAUAAUGAAAGAAUUUCUUGAUGAAAAACGCAUUGCACGUAUCCAAAAGUAUCUUGGACAGCAACAUAUUUUCAGGAUAGAAUCUUUGUUUCAUGACAUGGAGUUGGAGCUGAUGUUUGCUCAGAAACUCACUGAUAACCAUGCAGACACUGAAGAGGCAUUGGACCGGAUCCUUGAAUCUUCAGAGUCUAAUAUUCUGGAUGUUCUGAACAAAGUUUUAGAUUCCAGGGAGGUAGAAAAUAAAGAAGAAGUGAUCAAGGAAAUUGAUUUGUAUGAUGACGAAGCUGCCUUAAUGGAUGACAUCCAGGAACUAAUGUAUUCAUUAAGGCAAAAAUACUCUCCAGUUAGCGAGAGUGCUCCACUUGCCUCCCUUCGGGAAUCUGGGAUGGACUCGAGUGAAUCCAUUACAGCUAAUGCAAAGGAAACUGAGCAUGACAGACAUUCUACAGAAAGCCCCGUAGAGAACCCAGAUCAAGAGUUACCACGAGAUGUAGAACAGAUGUCAGCAGCAAAGGAAGAAAUUAUUCAUCCAGAUCAACCAAAAGAACAUAGGAAUAUUUUGGAAAAGACUAGAACUUCGGAUGAAACAGAAAUCAAGGGUGUCCUUGACAGUGACAAAAUAUUGCCAAUUGAGGAUACGACUCUUACAUCAAUUGAUUCAGGACUGGAGAGGGACGUCGUUCCAGGUAUAAUUAAUGCUAAGGAUGAUGCCAUAGAAGAGAGUAGUAAUCCACCAGAUGCAGACUCUACUGCUCCACAUAUUACAGCUGCCUUGGAUGGUGCUAUCUUAUCAGCAAAGGAAAAUAUGCGCCCCUUCACAGAGAUUUUGGUUUCAACACUGCCUGAAGACAUGCAGCCUGGUCCUGACUUCCAUGGUCUUCCUUGGGAGCCCAUUAUUAUUACUGCCUUUGUGGGAUUUGCUACACUUGCCAUUUUUUUGUGGAGAACUUGUCUAUCCGUAAAGAGUAGAAUGUAUCAAGUGACAGAAAAACAACUUGUAGAAAAGAUUAAAACUCUCUUAAAAGAAAAGACAGAAAUCUUAGAAAAGAUGUCGGAAUAUGAUCAAAAGAUAAAAGCAGCAAAAGAAGCUGUGAACGAGGCCCAGAAACAAAACACAAAUCUCUCAGAUGAGACCACAGGGCUUAAGGACACAAUCAGGGGGCUUAAAGAAACAAACAAUCUGUUAGACAAUCGAGUGAAAAAAUUGCACACCAUGCUAGAAACUGAGAAAGAGCACUACUCAGAGAAACAGAAACAACUCACAGAAGCGCAGAAGUCUUUGGAGAACUUCCAAGAAGUCAUCACAUUGCAUUCUAUAGAGCUCUCUGAGGUACAGAUAGCUCUUAAUGAAGCUAAACUAAGUGAAGAAAAAGUGAAGUCUGAAUUGAGUCGUAUUCAAGAAGAGAAUAUGAGACUUAAGAAGAGUAAGGAGCAACUGCUGCAACAAGCAGAAGGCUGGAGUGAGAGGCACAGUGAGCUCAGCGAACAGAUCAAGUUGUAUCAGAAAUCACAGAAUGAUAUGGAAGAAGCACUUGCCUAUAAAGAAAAUGAAAUUGAAGUUUUGACUAACUGCAUUAUGCAGCUGAAACAGCUUGAUGCAGAAUCUGAGUCAGAAGGCAAGAGGGAUGAUGGAAAUGAUCUGGCCAAUGGAGAGCUCUCAGAUACCAGGAAUGAAAAGAUGAAGAAUCAGAUUAAACAGAUGAUGGAUGUUUCAAGGGUAAAAACAACAUUAUCUAUCAUUGAAGAAGAAAGAGAUCACAUGCGGUCCAAACUUAAUGAUGAAGUAGCAGCAAGGCAUGAGUUGGAAGAGCAAAUCAAGAAGCUGGAACAUGAUUCUUGUUCCUUGCAGAGAGCAAAAUCUCAGCUAGAAAGUGAAUGUAAAACUCUACAACAGAAAGUGGAGAUUCUCAAUGAGCUUUAUCAGCAGAAGGAAAUGGCACUUCAGAAGAAGUUGACACAAGAAGAGUACGAGCGUCAAGAGAAGGAACAGAAGCUCUCUGCUGCAGAUGAAAAAGCAGUCCUGGCAGUUGAAGACGUGAAAAAAUACAAAAAGAGAAUUGAUGAAAUUGUUGAAGAACUGCAACAAACAGAGCGAUCGUACAAGAAUCAGAUUGACAUCCAUGAGAAGAAGGCCCAUGAGAAUUGGCUCAUAGCACGUUCUGCAGAAAGGGCAUUAGCUGAAGAAAAAAGGGAAAAUUCCAACUUAAGGCUCAAAUUAAUAGAGAUGGAUCAGAAAAUAGCUGCGCUUCAGAGACCACUAAUUGUGAAACCAACUGCAGGCCGACCAGACCAUCAAGCAGCCCCUCGCAGAGGUCCAUUAAGUCGAGAUGGAUCCUUUGGGCCCUCACCUGUGAGCGGGGGAGCUCCUUCCCCACCGCUGAUGAUGGAACCCCUUGGGCGGCCCCUUUCUGCCAAUCCGAGAGAAGGUUCAAGAGAGCUUGGCCCUGCUGUAGCAUCCCUAAUGACCUGUGGGCCAAGGACAUCAUCUCCUGCUGCAGUAGUGGAUGGAAUGCCAAGCCCUCCCAAAGAGCCUGAAGCCCCCUGUGUUUCUACUGCCCCACCUUCAUCUGUUGAAGCAACUGCAGUUAACAUGGGUCCUAAAGUCCCACCACCUUACCCAGGGCCCCCCGUAAUGGGACCGCCAGCAGCUGGACAUUUACCACCACCUCCAAUUCGCGUUGGACUUCCACCCCGGCUACCCUAUGGACCUCGGCCUCUUCCCUUAGUACGUGGAGCCCCUCCACCUCUUCCAAGAGACUAUCCACCUGCCCCUCCAUUUGGAAUGAGAGACUUUCCACAUGGUCCACUACCACCUCCUGAUCAGAGAGUAUAUCAGCGCGGACCUCCUCCUUUCCGGCCUCCAUACCCAAGAGAUUAUCCUUCAGGCCCUCCACGGCUACCUCCGCAAGGAUUAAGGGACUACCCCCCUGCUCCUGCCAGAGACUUGCCACCUUCAGGACCCAAUAACUACCAAGGAGGUCCUUCUGGUCCCCCAUCCCCAGCUAGCUCACGGGACUCUGCACAUCAUGCUGAAGAGAAACCAUGACUUUGGUUUUCUGGACUGAUCUCCAUCACGUUUCAUGUGGGGAAGAUUUCAGUGGCUUCAGAACCAACACUUCUUUCCUCCUCUGGACUUGGUUUCUAUGUAGCUUUUUUCCCCCCUCCUUUGCAGAAAUAAUUUCUCUAGCAACGCGCAUUCGAUCACCUUUAAAUGAGGACUUGUUCAUCCUCUUGGGAUGCACAUAUAAUUUUUCUGUGAUGAACCUGAAGCCUGCUUCUACAGCUGUGGCUGACCUGCAGCUCUCAACGUGCAAUAUAUGAAAGUACCUGUGCAGUUAGUUUUUAAUUAAUGUAGCCUAUGUGAUAAGUUGGUGAAUGAUUUCAAAAUGAUAAUUUGAACAUUUCCUGUGGAAAUACCUUUGGUAAGAAAUGCUACCCCUUCACAUAUAGCCUACAGUGACUGUAGACAAGUGGUUUACAUAAGGAUUCUAAUGCAGAUAUUUUUAAACUAUCUGGUAUGAAAGACCAGAAACAAACUACUCUGUACUGGAAGGACAAAUCUACUAAUAAAGUGAGCAAGAUCUUUCUCUUUUUUUGCUA
Messenger RNA from Lacerta agilis (Sand lizard), 6322 nucleotides. It is a transcript of the gene MIA3, whose product is annotated as MIA SH3 domain ER export factor 3. Bases 123 to 5768 code for a protein of 1881 amino acids. Gene Ontology annotation, molecular function: protein binding. The transcript is spliced from 30 exons. Gene Ontology annotation, cellular component: endoplasmic reticulum membrane; endoplasmic reticulum exit site. NCBI's taxonomy places the organism in Eukaryota, Metazoa, Chordata, Lepidosauria, Squamata, Lacertidae. Gene Ontology annotation, biological process: endoplasmic reticulum to Golgi vesicle-mediated transport; vesicle cargo loading; protein secretion. The record is from RefSeq and is a predicted model, not a curated record.